Paramecium pentaurelia is the source of this 3901-nucleotide messenger RNA. Lineage: Eukaryota; Ciliophora; Oligohymenophorea; Peniculida; Parameciidae. The record is from the annotation of a GenBank genome assembly.
AUGUCAUUCAGAAAUUCUCCUGCUUUAUAAUAAGAACGAACUAGAGGUAAUAGUUUAAAUUGCAAAUCAUAUUUAAGAAACACUUAGAAUUUAACUAAAGUUGAUUAGGUCUCUUAUAUGUAGAAAUAAAAUAAUUCAAAAAAAACCUAAGAUUACUAAUUUCAAUUCAAAAAUUAAACUAAUAAUUAGGAUAACUAUUUAACUUUUCUGAAAUAUGGAAAAAAUGGUGAAUAAUUGUAGAAAGCAACUUAAAUAAUCAAUCCAUAGAAUUUAAGAUAUUUGAGUCCAUCAAAUAUAAAUACAGCCAAAAAUGAUUUUGAAUAGAAUAAUUUUUAAUAAUAAGAUAAUUCAUUUUAAGAAAUAGCUGAUUUAAGAAUAAGAAAUGAUAAAACUAGAAUGUUCUAUUAAACAUAAAUUGCAGGGUUAUAAAAUGUUUAAGAUUAAUUAAAAAUAGAAAACAUUAGUUUAUCUAAUACAAUUAAAAGUUUAUCACAAUAAUUAAAUGAUGCCAGAUAUAUUAUAUAGAGAUUAUAUUCAUAAGUAGAUUUAAAUUAAUAAUAAGAUUAAUAAGAUAAUAGUAAUAAUAAUGAAAAUAAUUUAGUUUUUUAUGAAUAUUAAAAUUUCAUUUUAAAAUAAUUAAAUCAAUUAGAAUAAUAAACACUUUAAUCUUUAGAAUUAAAAGAAGAUAAAAUGCUUAAAAUUAUGAAAAAAUUAAAUAAAAUAAAUAGAAAAUAGUAAAUAGAUGAAGAUUUAUUAAAUAGUGCUCGUUAAAUAGAUUCUAAAACUAUUAUAAAUGAAUUAAAAUAAGAUAAAUAGAAUUUGUAAUAAAAAGUUAAAAAUUUAGAAAUACAAUUAAAAUAAGAAUAAAGAAAAUAAAGCAAUGAAUUAAAAUUAAAUUAAGCUUAACAGAUUGAAGAAUAAUUUAAUGAAUUUAAAAAAAAACAUUAAUAAAUUAUAUAUAAUUUAGAAUAAGAUAAAAAUACUUCUUUAGAAAAGGAAUAAUAAAUUAAAAAAGAAGCAUAAUCAAAAAUUAAAAAAUUAGAAAAUUAACUUAUUACAUUAAUGGAUGAAUUAGAAGGUAGAGAUUAAGUUAUUGAAUCACUUAAUUAAACUAUAAAUUCAAAUAAAAAUUAGGUAAAUAUUAAUAAUAUAAUAUAUAGACAUAAAAAUAAUAAGAAGUAUAAUAAUUAAUCAAUAAAUUAAAAGAUAAUGAGUAAAUUUAAUAGGAUUUAAAUUAGCAAAUAUAAUUAAUGAAAAAAAAUAAUAAUACAAUUUUAAAUGAAUUAGAAAAUUAGAAAAUUGAAGUAUAAAAAUUAAAAAAAGAUUAUUCAAUUUUAUUAAAUUAAUUUGAUUAAAUUAAAUAAGAAAAUACUGAAUUAGUUAAAAGAAUUUAAUAUGUCAAUUAAUAAAAACAAUAAUCAAUAGAUUCAUUAAAUGAUUAAUGGUAAAUACAUAAUGAUAAAUUAUCUGAAUAAUUAGCAAUAAAUGAAGAUAAAUAUAUAAAAUUAUCUACUAAUUAUAAUUAAUUAUAAAAAUAAAAAUAAGAUUUAGAAUCAUAAUUAAAUUUAUUAAAAAAAGAAAUUGAAAGUAAAAUAGAAGAAUUAGCAGAAUUUGAAUAAAUUUAACUAAGAGUUAAUAAAUAAAAUUAGACUAUUUAAAAUUUAGUUUAAUAGAAUUAAUAAUAUGAAAUCACUUUAGUUAAGAAUAUUGAUGAAAAGAAAUAAUUUGAAUAAUAAAUCUAAGAUUUAAUAAAGACAUUAAAUGAAUUAUCUCAAGAAAAAUCAAAUAAAUCAUUGUUAUCAGAAAAGAUUAAAAAUUACGAACAAGAAAUAGAUUAAUUAAAUAAACAAAAUUCUUAAUUAUUAAAUUAAAAGAAUGAAUUACAAGAAUAAAUUAAAAAUGAAAGAGAUAAAUUAAAUCAAUUAAUAUAUAAUUAUGAUAAAAUAGAAAAUUAAUUAGUUUUAGCCAAUUAAGAAAUGGAAUAAUAAAAUUAAAAAAUAAAUAAAUAAUAAAAAGAAAAUUUGGAUUUAUUGAAAUAGAUGGAUGAAUUAACUAAAUAAAAUAAGUAAUUAUUAAAAGAAUAAAAUGAAGAAUGGGAGGAAUAAAAUAAUAAUCUAUUAGAAAAAUUAGCAAAAAGUGAAAAUAAUUUACUUAUUUUAUAAUAAACAAAUACUAAUUAAUUAAGAAUGAUUGAAAAAUUAUAAGUUCUAGAAAUUGAGAAUUAAUAAAAAGAUUAAUUAAUAUCUAAUUUAUAGUAAUAAUUAGAUGAAUAAGUAUAAAUAAAUGAGAAUAAUUAAAUUACAUAAGAAACAGUAGAAUUAUAAAAUUAAUUAUAAGAUAUUAAUAAGGAAAAAGAAUAUUUACUUAAUGAUAAUAUUUAAUUACAGAAUAAAUUUAUAAAUGAAAAAUAAUAAUAUGAAGAUGAGAUUGAAGAAUAAAGAAAAAAAGUAGAAUAAUAUGAAAAUGAAAUCUAAUAAAAUUAAAUUAGAUAAGAAUAAUUAAAUGAUAAAUUGUAAUAGGCAUUAAAAUAAUUAGUAUAAGUAUAAUCUGAGUUGUAAGAUGAAUAAAUUAAAUCAUAAUAAUUAAUGAAUUAAUUAUAGAGUAUUUCUGAUAAUAAAAGUUCUUUAUAAUAAAAUUAAGAUCUAUUAGAUAUAUUUGAAUCUUAAGUGUCUCCAAGAUAAUAAGUAUCAGAAACUAUAUAAUAAAUAACUGAAACAAUAACAUAUCCGGAAAUAGUUUAAUAAUAAAAUUAAAUAAAUUUAUUAUAAUAACAAAUAUAAUAGUAAUAAGAAAUUAUACAAGAGAAAGAUUUAGAAAUUAAUUUCGUUAUUUAAUAAAAAAAUGAUAUGGAAAGUAGUUUGGAUAUGGCAAAUGAAAAAAUGAAUAAUCAAGAUAAUCUAAUUCUAUAAUUAAAUUAAGAAAAAGAGAAGCUUGUUUAAGAAUAAAAGAUAGAAAUUAAUCAUUAGAAAUAAAAGAUUUCUAGUUAAGAGAAAGUUAUAUAGAGUUUGUAAAGUCAAAUUGAGGAUUUAUAAUAAGAAUUAUAGGUUUAUGAAAAUAAAUAAAAAGAAUAAGAAGAGAACAUAUAAUAAAGAAUUUUUGAAUAAAAUUAAGAAUAAUAAUUAAAAAAAUUAAUUGUUGAAAAAGAUUAGGAAAUUUAAUAAUUAAAAGAAGAAUUGAAUAAAAUACAUGAAUAAAUAGAUUAAAUCUAAAAUAAAUCUAUAUUGAGUAAUAAAUCUAAAAGAAGUUUAUAACUGGCAAAAUUUGAUUAAUUUAUGGAUAUAAAUGAAGAUGAGAAUAAUGAAGAAUUUGAGGAUGAAGAUGAUUUAAGAUUAGAAAAAUUAAUUUUAAAAGAAUAAUUAAAUAAGAAAGAUGAUUAAAUUAAAUAAUUAGAAUUAUAAAUAAAAUAAUAAGUAUAAAAUGAAUAAGAUAUUGAAAAAUUAUAAUAAAUAGAAAAUGAGAAAUAGUAACUGUAAAAAUAAAAUGAACUAUUAUUAUAGGAAAUUGAUAAAAUGUAAAAAGAAAUAGAAAAAUUAAAGGAGGAAUUAAGAAAGAUUCAUGAAUAGAUAGAAUUGCAAAUGAAUAAAUCUGUAAUUAGCAAUAGAUCAAAACGAAGUUAAAAUUAAAUACAAUAUGACUAAUUCUAAGAUUUACCUGAUGAUAAUAGUUAAGGAUCAUAGGAAGAUGAUGAAAAUGAAGAAUUAAAUUUAUUUGUAAUGUAAAAGAAAACUUUAGAUUAACAGAAAUAAAUUUAAAUUCUAUAGGAAACAAUAUAAAAUUUAAAGGAAGAAAAUAAGUAUUAAAUCUAAAAUAAGCAAGCUCUUUGUAGGAGGAAAUUAAGUUAUUAAAAAAUAAAAGUGUGCCAUAAAAGCCAAAUGUUGAAGAGAUAGAUUGGUUUGAUUGA